GCGCCUGGUGAUGGGCGAGCAAUUCAACGACAUCUCCCAUGGUGCACCGCUCUGUUUAUGUAUGACGUCUUUCGGGGCGACAGCUAAUGAAUGACUACGAAAACAGAAGUUGUAGGAAGUUAGCGAAUUUACGAUUUCAAAAGCGGGAAAAUUUUCCCGCUCCAUACCCCGCCAGCGGAGAUUAGCUGGUUGGCAACUUGACAUGUUGCUCCAACUGGAGCCUCAUUUAUAAAUCCAAUUUGAACAAACCGCUAAAAAUGGAUGUGACCGACAUCGGGAACAGAGAAGAGGGGAAGCUCAAGUUUCGAAAACCGUCCUCUGGAAAAGGUGUGUUGCUCACCGUGGUCCGGACUGCUCAGCAGGCUAAAGUGCGUUUCCUCCAUGUCAUCUUUGACGCCACAGGAGAAUACUUCCUGGCUGGUGAUCACCAUGGCAAUAUCUAUGCCUUUGACAUAAGUAGAAACAGAUUUCGUCUAGUGCAGAAGACAGGACAGGCCUGCACUGCUCUGGCGAUAAGCUUCCAUCGGAGCGCAGAGUUCCUGGUGGCUCUUGUCGACAAUACCAUCAAGUGUUUUGACCAAGACACCAAGCAAAUGGUCAGUUGGAUGCGUGGUCAUGAAGGAGCAGUUUCUUCUAUCUCCAUCCAUAGCUCAGGCAGGUAUGGUGUCACCACAUCCUCAGACACUGCUCAGCUGUGGGACAUGGACACCUUCCAAAGAAAGAGAAAGCUCAACAUUCAUCAGUCAGUUGGCAUACAGAAGGUUUUUUUCCUCCCUCAGAGCAACACCAUCCUGAGCUGUUUCAGUGACGACUCCAUUUUUGCUUGGGACAGUAACACACUGGUAUGUGAGUACCAGCUUCCAGUGCCAGACACGGGACCCCGGCUCUUCUACAAGGCUUUCGCUGUGACGCAAGACGGUAAGAGCCUGGCAGCUGGGGGCCGCUCCAACCUGCUCCACCUGUGGUGUUUGGAAAGCAAAACGCUGGUCAAGGUGAUCCAGAUGCCCACUCAGGUUCGGACUGUCAGGCAGCUGGAAUUCCUUUCUGACAGCUUUGAUGGAGGAUCCAAUCAGACAUUGGGUGUGCUGAGCCAAGAUGGAAUUAUGCGUUUUGUUAACAUUCACACCUCCAAGAUGCUCUUCCACGUCGGUUCCCGCAAUACUGCCAUCAACACGGUGACCAUCAGCCCCACUGGUCGUCAUCUGGUGGCCAUAUUGGAUGAUGGCAGCAUUUGCGUCUACAAUGUUCAGAGUCUCACGGAGGAUUUAAACAACCCUCCUCUCCCCCAGGUGACUGUAGUCUCGGACACCGCAGCAAAACAGGCACCGUUGUACCUAAAGGUCAAAUCUGAUAGGACACAAAGAGCAGCCACUCACACUGGCCCGCCAAAACGGGUGAAGAUCUGUGCCCCCACCAGAACUCUGCUUACAGUAGAGGAUAAAGAGAACCAACUCCCUGGUGGUCUGAACAAGACGCGGCUGGUGGAUCUUCUUAAAACGUUUGGAGAAUAUCCUGCUAAAUACAGGAUGUUUGUGUGGCGGUCCUUGUUGUGCCUGCCUGAGAACUAUGCAGCAUACAGCAGUCUGACUGAUAAAGGCCUCCACUCAGCCUAUGUCACCCUCCAUGAGAAGUAUCCCAUCAAAAGUCAAAAACUCCAGAGGGGGCUGCAGAGGGUUUUGUCUGCCCUGUCUCACUGGGCUUCCAUCUUUGGAGAGGUGGAGUAUCUUCCUUUGUUAGCCUUUCCGUUCGUCAAGCUCUUCCAGAACAAUCCCAUGCUGUGCUUUGAGGUGGUGGCCACUGUCCUGGUCAACUGGUGUCAACACUGGUUUGAGUACUUCCCCAACCCUCCCCUGAACAUCCUGAGCAUGGCAGAGAACAUUCUGGCGCAUCAUGACAAGGAGUUGCUGCAACACCUGGUGGACUGCGGGAUCACCUCUCAGCUCUAUGUGUGGCCUCUCCUGGAGACUUUGUUCUCUGAGGUUUUGACCCGGGAUGAGUGGCUCAGACUCUUCGACAAUGUCUUCUCCAACCAUCCGUCCUUCCUGAUGAUGGCCUGCGUGGCCUACCUGAUGUGCUGCCGAGAGCCCCUCUUGCUCUGCUCUCAGAAAGAGGACUUUGAGUACUUUUUCCACCAUCGGAACAACUUGGACAUGGAAGCCAUGAUUAAAGAUGCCUACCGGCUGAUGAUGAACACACCAUCUGAUGUUCAUCCCGUGAGGAUGCUCUCAGACUUCACGGCGCUCACCAAAGGCCAGUACCCUGUUUUUAAUCACUACCCAGAGUUCAUAGUGGAAUAUCAGAACCGGGAGAAGGAAAAGAUACGGCAGCAAGAGCUGGAGUACCUCCAGGAGAGGCAGGAGGUGAUGGCCUUGCGUAAAGAUUUGGUGGCGCACCAAGCAGAAGAAGACGCCUAUUAUGUGCAACAGGAGUUGAUGCAGAAGGCUGAAGAGGAGCGCAGAAAUAUCCUCGCACAGGAGGAAGAGAAAUUGACUCAGCAAAGGAAAAAUUUGGCAGCCAUGAAGAGAGAGCUGAAGGCAAAGGAGUUACAAAUGCUCGAUGCAAACAGAAGACGUCUCCUCCAACAUCAACAGGACCUGCAAGUCUCGCAAAUCCGCAGGCUGGACCAGGAGAUCACGAGGAAGAUGGAUAUUCGUGAGGAGGAAACAGCAGCAGCAGUCCAGGAUCUGGACAUCAGGCAGAUGGAGCUGGAGGUGCAGCGGAGGCAGCUUGAGCAGCAACUGUGCAAGGAGCAGCUUCGCAUCGAACGACAGGUUGAAGACGUGAGAAUGAAAAGGUCAGACGGAGAGAAAGGAAACAUGCAGGAACUGGAAGGCAUCCCGGCAGCGGAGCCGCGCCAGCUGGGCGCCGACCGCAACUGGCAUCGGGACGCCGCGGCCGAGCGCCUCCAACACGCAGACGGCGAGUUGGAGAAAAGAAGGCGAACGCUGGCGGGAGGCGACAGGCUGAUGCACACCCCAAGAAAUGUGGCUGGACAGGAGUGGGAUGAAGUGAUGAAUCAGACGGGCCACUUAGUGGAGCAGGAGCAAUCCCGGCCUGCAGCAGACACAAGUUAUUCAAGACUAGGUUUCAACAGCAGUCGUGUCAGGACGGCCACCACCAAGGCAGCCACACCGAAGCAGGCGGGAAGCAAUGUCAAGGUGUGUCUGAACAGCAGCUCCCCCACGGAGAGCACUGCCACCAACUUCUCACUGGACAGAGGCCGGGCACAUUUGGACAGCCAAGAGAGACAACUGAUGAGGGAAAUGAAUUGUCUGAGAUUGAAGCUCGCUGCCAGGGCCAUCGAGGACAGCUUUGACUCCACGCGGUGACUCCACACGGCACACGCUGCCUCCCACUGACCAGCUCUUACUCAACUUCAAACGUUUCCAGUUUUGAUUGUACUUUGUUCAUCAUAUAACAUUCACAUGCAUGUUUUCCAUGUUGCAUAAUGUCUUAUCUUAAAACCCAUUUUAC
Syngnathoides biaculeatus (alligator pipefish) is the source of this 3474-nucleotide messenger RNA. It is a transcript of the gene tbc1d31, whose product is annotated as TBC1 domain family, member 31. Gene Ontology annotation, cellular component: centrosome. The record is from RefSeq and is a predicted model, not a curated record. The transcript is spliced from 24 exons. NCBI's taxonomy places the organism in Eukaryota, Metazoa, Chordata, Actinopteri, Syngnathiformes, Syngnathidae. Gene Ontology annotation, molecular function: protein binding. Bases 258 to 3329 code for a protein of 1023 amino acids.